GAGACUCAGUGAGGAGACAGAAGUCCUUGUCGUGUCUGGGGUUGAAUGGAAAGUUUCUCACUCCUUAUAGAAUAAAAAAAAGUAGGAGAAUGGCCCACAAUAGAGUUGUCCAAUGGUCUACGAUGUCCCGAAUUUGGUGGCUAUAUGAUGCUAAAUACCAGUGUCCAUUCAGGUCGUCUCGGCUCAUUGCUGGAUAUUUACAGGGAAAACACAAACCAAUCUACCAUGCACUGUCUGAUGUAGGAGAUCAUGUAGUGGUCAUUAAUUCUCGUCACAUUGCUUUGAGGGAGCAGCUGUGGAGAACAUUUACAUUCAGUCAUCACACAGGAUAUGCUAGAGGCUUUUCAAGAACACCUGCUUGGAGAUUGCAUUCAAUGGAACCAACUAUGAUUGUGGAGAAGGCUGUCUAUAGAACUUUACCUGGUACUCUGUUGAGGAGGAAAUACAUGAGAAGGCUUCACAUCUAUCCAGACGAGAAUGUACCCCCUGAAAUCCUUGGCAAUGUUUGUGAUCAGAUACCACAAAUACAAAUAAUUCCUAAAUGUUUAGAUGAAUACACUGCAGAGGAAAUUCAGUCAUUCCCAAAACUGUUUGACUGGAGCGAAGAUUAUGUUAUUGAACGAGUGCUAGAAAAAACGACAGAAGACACAAAGAAAUAGUUGUGUUAAUGUUUUGUGAUAAGUGAGUGAAAAUGCCCCCCCCCCUUUUUUUUUUACCAGAAUGACUGAAUGGUGUGUAUUAUGUGAUGCACUAUGGAAUACGGUGUAUAUGAAUAUAGAAUUGUGCCAAAUGACGUCUUUAAUAGAUUGGAUAUUGUGUGUGUGAUCAGAAAUGGUGUGAAGAAAAUAAAGUGAUUGAAAAAAGAAA
Messenger RNA from Saccostrea echinata, 867 nucleotides. Its product is annotated as large ribosomal subunit protein uL13m-like. Bases 90 to 659 code for a protein of 189 amino acids. Gene Ontology annotation, biological process: negative regulation of translation; translation. The transcript has 7 exons. Gene Ontology annotation, cellular component: mitochondrial large ribosomal subunit; ribosome. Gene Ontology annotation, molecular function: structural constituent of ribosome; mRNA binding. NCBI's taxonomy places the organism in Eukaryota, Metazoa, Mollusca, Bivalvia, Ostreida, Ostreidae. The record is from RefSeq and is a predicted model, not a curated record.